AUGGCUCUCGAUUCAAAGGACGUUCGUCCGGAUCCAACAUCAGAUCUUCACUGGUCUGACUAUCGAGGCGCCAUUCAUGAGAUUUUCGCAGCCAACGCCAAGAAACACCCGGAGCGAUCGUGCGUAAUUGAAACGGCAUCCUCGACAACACCAGAGCGAAACUUCAGCUACAAGACGAUCAAUGAAUCUUCGAAUGUCGUGGCCCAUCACUUGGUCAGCAAUGGCGUGCAACGAGGCGAGGUGGUCAUGGUCUAUGCCUACCGAGGCGUGGAUCUGGUUGUGGCCGUCAUGGGGGUUCUCAAGGCAGGAGCGACGUUUAGUGUGAUUGAUCCGGCGUAUCCACCGGAUCGUCAGAUCAUCUACCUUGAGGUUGCACAGCCUCGUGCUCUUGUCUGUAUCGAGAAGGCUAAGAAGGAAGCGGGAGAGCUUCAUUCGAGCGUUAGGGCUUACAUCAAUGAGAAGUUGCAGCUUCGAACCGAGAUUCCAGGACUAAUGCUCCAAGAUGAUGGAUCUGUCACUGGAGGCUCUCUUCAAGGCAGUCAUGACUGUCUACAGCUUCACACUGCCAAAAAGGAGGAUUUGCCUGGCGUGCUGGUCGGUCCAGACAGUACGCCGACCCUAUCAUUCACAUCCGGAUCCGAAGGUCGACCUAAAGGUGUCAAGGGUAGACAUUUCUCUCUGGCUUACUACUUCCCAUGGAUGUCUCAGCGUUUCAAUCUUACAGAAAAGGAGAGAUUUUCGAUGCUGAGCGGCAUCGCACACGAUCCAAUCCAGAGAGACAUAUUCACACCUCUUUUCUUGGGUGCGAGCUUGAUCGUACCUCCAGCUGAAGAGAUCACUUUCGAUAGACUUGCCAAGUGGGCUAGCGAUAACAAGAUUUCGGUCAUGCACUUGACACCAGCUAUGGGACAGAUUCUGCUUGGAAGUACAGAACCGAAGAUCGAGAGCUUCCAUGCCGCAUUCUUCGUUGGUGACGUUCUGCUAAAGCGCGACUGCCGAAGACUUCAGCACUUGGCCCCAAACUGUCGCAUCAAGAAUAUGUACGGUACAACGGAAACUCAGCGUGCUGUUAGCUAUUACGAAAUUCCUUCUCUGAACGAGGAUCCGACUUACCUGGACAAGAUGGGCGACGUCAUCCCCGCUGGUACUGGCAUGCUGGAUGUGCAACUUCUUGUUGUAGAUCGCGAGAAGAAAGAGCGUCAAUGUGAGGUGGGCGAGAUUGGUGAGAUCUAUGUCCGAGCCGGUGGUCUUGCCGAAGAAUAUCUUGGUGACCCCGAGAAGAACGCCCAGAAGUUUGUGUGGAAUUGGUUCGUCAAGAACCAGAAGUGGGUCGAUGAGGAUAAGAAGCGUGUCGAAGCUGCCGGUCAGCCAGAGCCAUGGAGAGAGCAGUACUUUGGACCUCGGGAUCGCAUGUAUCGCUCUGGUGAUCUUGGACGCUACAUGCCUGAUGGGAAUGUUGAAUGUGUUGGACGAGCAGAUGACCAGGUCAAGAUUCGUGGUUUCCGGAUCGAACUAGGCGAGAUCGAUACUCAUCUCAGUCAGCAUCCACUGAUUCGGGAGAACGUGACGCUCGUCAAACGCGAUCACAACGAAGAGCAGAUCCUGGUCUCGUACUAUGUUCCGGACAUGCCGAAAUGGAGGGCAUGGUACGCCGAGCAGGUCGAGCAAGCACAACCUACAUCCAAUGGAAUUCCUCGCCGCAGAGAAUCUGCGAAGGAAAGUCAUGGCUUGGUCCAGAGGAUGAAGAUCUUCGACCUCUUGACUGUCGACGCCCGUGAGCGCCUGAAGAAGAAGUUGCCAAUUUACGCUGUGCCAACGUUGUUCAUUCCAAUGCUACGACUACCUUUGACGCCAAAUGGAAAGGUAGACAAGCGCGCAUUGCCGUUCCCCGAACAAGCGGAUCUACUUGGUGCUUUGCCACAAGCUGCCGACUUAGACAAGCGGACCGAGACAGAGAAAGAGCUUGCAAAUAUCUGGGCCGAGCACCUGAAGACCCGCAACCACACAGCAGAUACGCUGCCUCGCGAUUCAAGCUUCUAUGACCUUGGAGGCGACAGUAUCAUGAUGGUGCAGAUUGUGCCAAAGAUCAAUCGCAAGUGGCAAGGCGCAAAUGUGCCUAUGUCAGUAAUGGCUGCAGGUCAACCGACGCUUGAAAAGGUCGCAAAAUACAUCGAUCGUUCACUCCACCCAGUCGGCCUUCGUAUGGAUGCCAUUGAUGACGAAGACAUCGAGCAAACCGUGCAUUAUGCAAAUGAUCUUCCAGACCAAAUUGCGCAACUGCCUGCAUCGAUUUCAAGUGGGAAGAUGCGGACGACGGAGACAGGCAUCAACAUCUUUUUGACUGGUGUGACUGGGUUCCUUGGUGCAUAUAUCCUGAAUGAUGCCUUUAUGCGCUCCCCACCGAAUCAUGUAUAUGCCCACGUCCGUGCCUCGAGCACAGUAGAAGGUCUACAGAGAAUACGGCAGACCUGCACAGCUUAUGGCUUGUGGCACGAGUGGUGGGCCACCGAAGGCGUUCUUGAGGUUGUUCUUGGUGACCUUGAGAAGCCUCGACUUGGACUGAGUGAGAAGGACUUCAAGACUAUCACCGAGGGUGCCGAUUUGGUUAUCCACAACGGUGCUCGAGUGCACUGGCUUAUGCCUUAUGAGAACCUCAAAGCUGCCAACGUCACUAGCACACUUGAGGCCAUCAAGAUCUGUGCUACCGGCAAGAGCAAGCGUUUAUCCUUUGUCAGCUCAACAAGCGCUAUCGAUACGGAGCACUACGUCAAGCAGUCAGAUGCUGGCCAGCCAGUGCUGGAAUCUGACCCUCUCGAAGGCAGUAGGCAAGGUCUUGGAACAGGCUAUGGCCAGAGUAAGUGGGUGUCCGAGGCACUCAUCAAGGAAGCCGGGAAGCGUGGGCUUGAUGCGGUGAUUGUGAGAUCCGGAUAUGUCCUUGGAGAUCCUAGAACUGGUGUCAGCAAUCUGGACGACUUCCUGGUGCGAAUGCUCAAAGGUUGUGUGCAAGUCGGAGCAAGGCCUGAUAUGACCAACACGAUCAAUGCUGUCCCAGUCACUCGUGUGGCUCGGCUGAUAAAUGCCGUCUCAUUCCAUGGCACGAGCGGCCAAGUCGCCUUCGUAGAUGCCCAUCCUCGUCCGACCUUCAACGAAUACCUUGGAGCACUGGAGACAUAUGGUUAUAGCACUCCUGUUGAGCCUUAUGAGAGCUGGAAGCAUAAAGUCGAGAAAUACCAGGAGGCAGGCCACAGUGGAAAGGACGAGCUGGCGCUGCUGGGUCUGUACCAUAUGGUCACUGGCGAUUUGCCUGCUGCGACCAAGGCGCCGAAUGUCGAUGAUCGGAAUGCACAAGCAGCGCUGGAAGCCGAUAGCGCCAUCGCACCUAACGAUACGCCUGCAACCGUCACCACGGAAGCAGUUGGCUCGUAUCUGGCUUUCCUGGUGGCCAGAGAUUUCAUGUCGCCUCCCGCAAGUUCUGCCACGCCACUGCCCAAGAUCCAGCUAUCCCCGCAGCAGGUGGAGGCUUUGAACAAGGUUGGAGGUCGUGGUGGCGGUGCUUGCUAA
This is a messenger RNA of Pseudocercospora fijiensis CIRAD86, 3561 nucleotides long. RefSeq lists its product as uncharacterized. The record is from RefSeq and is a predicted model, not a curated record. Gene Ontology annotation, biological process: L-lysine biosynthetic process. The transcript has a single exon. Gene Ontology annotation, molecular function: L-aminoadipate-semialdehyde dehydrogenase [NAD(P)+] activity. NCBI's taxonomy places the organism in Eukaryota, Fungi, Ascomycota, Dothideomycetes, Mycosphaerellales, Mycosphaerellaceae. The coding region runs from base 1 to 3561 and encodes 1186 amino acids.